AUGGUCGACCUCGGAGCCCCCAUCGGAACUCACAACGCUAGCGAAUACGUCCAGCACGAGAAGGCUGGCUUCAACCACGGCGUCGGCGGCGGGCACGCUUCUGGCGGUAUCCCCACUGGCACUCCCAUCGCCGACAAGUUUGGCAACAACACCACAGGUACCACCGGAGCGUCUACCACCGCCGAUAAGCUUGAAAACGCUCUCGACAGUUAUGGUUCCCAUGGAACCUCGGGUACUCGAGGUGCGGGCGUAGGCAGCGGAAAAGCUGUCGACGGCCAGUAUGCUGGCAGCGGUGCUAGCGAUGGCCUUACCGGACAAAGCGGCGCGCACACCACUGGCGCGGGCUACUCUUCGUCCACUUCUGCCGGCGUCCCCGGAGGCUACCCCAGCGGUCAGACCACUUCUGGCUCUCACGGUGCCCGUGAUGCUGCUCUUGCCGGAACUGCUGGUGGAGCUGCGGGUGGGGCCGGCGCUCUUGCAGGCGACAAGUACGGUUCUUCCAAGUCGGGACCCACUUCUGGUGCCGCCUAUGGCUCCGACCCUACCUCUCAGUCUGGUGCUUACGGCUCUGGCGCGGGUGUCGGUCCCAACAGCGGAUCCACCGGACAAUACGCUUCUACCACUAGCUCUAACGCUGGCGGCGUCCCCGGUUCUACCACUUCUGGCUCUCACUCUGGGCUUGGUAAGGGCGCUGCCCUUGGUGCUGGAGCCGGUGCUGCUGGAGGAGCCGGUGCGGGUACGCUUGCAGGCCACGGAGCUGGAACUGGCGUUGGCGCUACUGGUGCUGGUGUUGGCGCCGGAGCUGGAGCUGGAGCUGGAGCCGCUUCCCUCACUGGAUCUUCAGGAAGCGGAGCUGGCAAGUACGGCCGAGGCACCCACAACCCCAGCAUUGGUCAGCCCAUCUCCGACCCCAAAUCUCUCGACACUGGCGGUCCCCACUCUCUCGUGUGGGACGCUGCUACCGGUAAGUAUGUGCACCGACGUGAACUCACCGGUGGUGUCGGGAGCACUGGCGAGGAUGUUGUGAAGGGCGCUGCCAAGAGGGCUCUCUAA
Cryptococcus wingfieldii CBS 7118 is the source of this 1053-nucleotide messenger RNA. RefSeq lists its product as hypothetical. NCBI's taxonomy places the organism in Eukaryota, Fungi, Basidiomycota, Tremellomycetes, Tremellales, Cryptococcaceae. Bases 1 to 1053 code for a protein of 350 amino acids. The transcript has 4 exons. The record is from RefSeq and is a predicted model, not a curated record.